Molecule: messenger RNA, 3399 nt
Organism: Prorocentrum cordatum
Lineage: Eukaryota; Dinophyceae; Prorocentrales; Prorocentraceae
Source: the annotation of a GenBank genome assembly
GCUCGGCGAGCCGCGCACGAGCGCAUUCCAGGCCUGGAGAUGGAUGCUGCGGAUGGAGGCGGCGUCGUCGCAUCAGUCGGCGAGCUGCUGGACGACGGCCUGGGGCUCGAGGUCGUCGAGGACGGCGAGGAGGUGACUGGCGCCUCGGAGGAGCUGGAGCCGUCGCCCGCCGAGCCGAUCACCAUCGAGCCGAACUCGUUCUACUUGAGUACAGGGUUCGGCGACGACGGGCAGCAGCAGUGCGGUUUCGUGUGGCGUGCGCUGCGGGUCAUGGCCGCCCCCGAACAGUUCGUGCGUGCGAGGCUCCUCUUCAGCGACGACGCGUACUGGGACUGGUGGGCGGGGUGUCCAGGCGUUGCGGGUGCAAUCUCCCCCAGCGCACUGCUGCAUGUCUGCACGGGCGACCCGCGCGGUGAGGAGGCACCCGCGGGAUGCGACGAGCUCAUCCACGUCUCGGACGCCCGUAGGCUGGAGGCCGAGGACGUCGCCGAGGUCUUCUCGAAUUGCUUGCGCCGCGACCUCGAUGCGGUCUGGCCCGCAGACCUGCUGGGGCCGCGUGCGGCGCGGCUGGCCGCUCCACGUCGGGCGCCGCCGACGCCUGGCGCGGCAGGGCCGAGCGCGGCCAAGCGCGCGGCCGAGGGUCACGGCGCUCCCUUCGACGGGCUGCUCGGGGACAGUGCCCUGACGGCGAUGGCUGCGGGACUCCCUCUCGACCUGGAGCCCGCGCGGGGCGAGCUGCGGGCCAGGCUCGCUGCGGCGAGGGGCCGGUUCGCCCCGGCGGCGCCGGGGGCCGCUGCGGCCGGCGCCCCUCCAGUCAGUGCGGAGGCCGCGCUGAGCGAGGGCAAGCCGAAGAAGCGGGGCCUCGCCGAGGUGCUCGCGGAGCGCGUGGCGAAGGUCGCCAAGGGUCCCAGCGCCGAGGCGACGCGCGGCUCGGGCGGGCCAGCUGCUGCGGCUGCGGCCAGCGGGGGUGCUGCAGGAGAAGGCGCGAUGGAGUUGGCGACGGCGCUCAUGGCAGUAUUCAGGUACUUGCUCACGAUCUACUUGCCGCAGAACCCAGCGCAACAGAUCGGGGUGGCUGCGUAUCGCGAGAUGCGGGCGCUGGCCGAGGCGGUCGACUUCCUCCUCCAGGGCAAGGUUCGUCAGGGGCUGGACAUCUUGACCCGGCGUCUGAAGGCGGCGCAGGUGGCAGUCGGCGGCGGCCGUUGGGGCGCGGCGAAGUGGCUCGAGCUGAUCCCUGCCAAGGACGAGCCCACCACGUUGCGCAGCGAGGAGGGGGGGAUGAUCCGCAGUAUCGAGCUCGGCAAGCUGCAGCUGGAGGAGCUCAACAGCUGGCUUCGCAAGCCCCGGGUCGACAAGACCGCCAAGAAGCUGCCCGCUGGAGGCUCACAGGCGCCGCUGAACUUCGAGGCGGCGAGGGCUGCGUGCCCGAAGAAGGAUGGCGAGACGUCGAAGGAGUACAAGGCGCGGCUGCGUAUCUUCAUGGCGGAGGCGCGCGGCCAGAAGCGGUGGCAGACGUUGCCGAGGCUGCUGGAGCAGCGGGGGCUGGCGAGCGCCUCACUCCUAGACGGCAUGCAGGGGCUCCCCGCCGCGGGCUGUGCUGCGCGCGACGCUGAGGCGUGGCGCGCCGAGGUCGCGGUGCAGUUCGGCGCGACCAUCGCGAACGUCGAUAUGGCAGUGCACCUCGCGCUGCUUGUCGAGCGCUACCCUGGCAGCCUGGGGGACUUCUCGAGAGAAUUUGCAGAGCGCGUGUCCACGUUUAGCGGGGGCGGCAGGGCGGCCCGGGCAUGCCGCAGCGCUGGGCGCCCUGGACUUCGUGGAGCCCAGCCCGACGUUGCCGAGUGGCUGGCCUCGCCCGAGAAGGCCCUUCUUCCCGAGGCCGACUGGUCCGACCCCAUGCCUCGAGUCAGGGUCAACGUCGUGGGCGAGGCGGGUUGGCGCGAGCUCGCGGAGCACCUCGUGGCGCUCGGGAUGUUCGCGGUGCUGAGCGAGGACCAGCUCGUCAGGGUGCGGGGCGAGCCGCUCUUGAACGGCCUCUUCGCUGUGGAGAAGAAGGGCAAGCCAGGGCCAGGCGCCGAGCGGGUCACCAGGCUGAUCUUGAACAUGGUCCCUGGCAACGCCCUGCUCAAGCCGCAUGUCGGUGAGGCGUCACUCCUCGCGGCGUCUACGAACUGGGUGUCAUUGCACAUCCCCGAGGGCAAGUUGCUGCUGUGGUCGGGUGACGACCAGAAGGGGGCCUUCUUCGUCUGGAGAAUCCCUACGGCCUGGCACCCCUACACGGCGGUCGGCAGGUACCUGAUGGGGCGCUCUUCGGGCGCCCCGGGCGGCAGGUGUACAUCGCGUCCGCGGUGGUUGCCGCGGCGUGGAUGUUGGCGGUCCCCGUCUUCCUGCACAACCACCGCAGGCUGCCGCCUGCCGCCGCCCGGGGGUGCAGGGCUUCCGCCUGAGCUGGAGUGGCGGAAGAGCGAAGCACGCCCGAUCGUCGAGCUGGGGAGUGGCCGCGAGGCCGGCUGGUGGCAGGCGCACGUCGACGACUUCGACGCGCCCGAGAUCGCGGGCGAGGCGCGGGCGCGGCAGCUUGUGGACACCGAGGCGGACUGCCAGCAGCGCGUUCGGGAGAGCUACAAGCGCGCAGGCGUGGCCUACGCGGCGGAGAAGGCUCACCUGCGGGAGACGCGGGUUGAGCGCAUGGGGGCCGACGUGGAUGGCGCCAGCGGGCGGCUGGCAGCGCCGCGCCUCAAGGUUCUGAGUACCGCUGCCCUUUGCCUCGAGACUUUGUCGCAGGAGCCGGUGCCCUGGCGGGUGUGCAUGACGGUCCUCGGCAAGCUGGUUCGGGCUUUUGAGUUUAGACGCCCGCUCUUCGGCCUCCUCAACUCCGUAUGGUCCCUGUCGACGGCGCGAUCGACGGUCCGAUGCAAUGCCGAGAUGGUCGAGGAGCUCCUUUUGGGCCUUAUGUUGCUGCCCGCAGCGGCCACCUGUCUCCGCGCCCGCAUCGAGGGGAUGGUCGCGGUCUCAGACGCCUGGGAGUUCGGGGGCGGGGUCUGCGCGUCUACACCCGCGGUGCCCCUGGACCGUGUGCUGAAUGUCCUAGUCGUGGGGCUCUUCGACGGCAUCGGCGGCCUCGCGGUGUCGCUUUCGGGGCUGCCCGUCAGGAUCGUCGCCUAUGUCACCGCCGAGACCGACGCGAAGGCCAGGCGAGUUGUCCGGCUGCGCUGGCCAGGCGCGAUCGACUGGGGCUACGUGGCGCGGGUGGGCGAGAACCUGGUGCAGGACUUCUUUGACGCGUUGUCGGAGACGGUGGGCGUGUGCGUCGCUGGCACGGGCAGCCCGCGCCAGGACCUCUCGCGCCUCAACGUGAGCGGUGGAGGCCUGCAUGGCCGCAAGAGCUUUCUGUUCUACGAG